Meloidogyne enterolobii is the source of this 1044-nucleotide messenger RNA. The record is from the annotation of a GenBank genome assembly. Lineage: Eukaryota; Metazoa; Nematoda; Chromadorea; Rhabditida; Meloidogynidae.
AUGAAAGAAGACAUAUCUUUUGAUUCUGAUUAUGAAUUAAUUCAAUUCAAUGGUAAUUUAAAACAAGAGAAUGAAACCAGCAGUAAAAAUGUUUUGCCAGAAAAUCAAAUAAAUGUUGAAGAAUUAAAACAAACUUUUCAACAAAUGAUUGAUGAAAUAAAAAUGGAAAAUGUUAAACAAAAUGCUGAUUUAAAAGAACUUAUUGAGCAGAAAAAUGAAAAAAUAAUUUGUUUGGAAAAUAAAGUUAAACAGAAGAUGGAGGAAUCAACUGACAAAAAGUUUGGAGAAUUGACUGAGGAAUUGGAACAAAUAAAUAAUACAGACAAUCAAUUGUGUUUCGUUCAUGUUUCGAAUAAAUGGAAAGAAAUUAAAGAAAAAUGUGGUGAUUGGUUUACGGAGGAUUGUUGUGAAGCUAAAUGUAUAAAUACAGAAAAACCUAUUGGAAAGUGUGUUAAGGGAAAUGGAUUUGCUAAUGUGAUUAGUGAUGAAAACAUUAAAUAUAUUGAGGCUAAGACGGGUGUUCGUCUUUAUAGACGUGAUAAGCCGACUACUGUUUAUUGUGAAAAUUCAUUUAAUAAACCAAAGGACAGUUCUAACUAUUCCUUAUUUUAUUUUGAAGUUAAAUAUAUAAGUAAAAUUAAAGAGGAGAGAAUUAAUCAUAGAAGCAUUAAUAUCGGUCUUUCUAGCAAAAAUUAUGUAAGAUUGAUUUUUGAUGUACAUGGUAGUAAAGAUAUCUGGUUUAAUGUUCAAAAUCAACAAAAUCAACAUGGAUGCAUUAGUCUUAAAAAUAUUCUUUGGAAUAACAAUGAUAUUUUUGGGUGUGGAUUAGUGUAUCCACCAACUAAUACUAACAACUUUUCUUAUGUUUUCUUUACUCAUAAUGGAAAACAAAUUGGUAUUAAGAAUUUUGGUGCAUUCUGUUAUAUUUCAGCAAUUUACUUUAUUUUCCUUCUUCUUUUGUAUAGGAUUAGUUAUAUUAAAUUCUCUAGUAAUAAGCUGGCUCUGCGUGUUAAGGGUGGCCGAAGUGUACCAGGCAGGGUUUGA